CCUCCCAUUCAUAAAAAGCCAUUUUUCCCAAGCAGUUGCAACAUCGUAGCAAAAAGCCAAUGUCUCUCGCGCACUGCAGGUCGACUCCGUUGUUCUUAAGGAUUUCUACUGUUACUUACAUCUCCGCGGUAAAUCCUUGUCGUUGUUUUCAAACACUGGACUACAGUAAUAUUCUAACCCAAACAUUUUCAAGGAAAUGCGCUGCUUCUUCGAAUAAAGAUCUGUAAAUGCCUGCUUCUAUCCAAUUCAUGAAGGAUACUCGAAAACAAAUGGAGCCGAGGAUUCCUCUUCAUAUCUCCGGAGUCUCCCCUUCAGUUAUGGUGCAGCCUUUGCUAGAUGGGCCAGUCCCCUAUGGUAGGCUCCAGCACCCCCUAACCAUCUUGCCAAUUGACCAGAUGAAAGCAACGCACAUAGAGAACAGCUACAUAGACAGCCCACUAGUGAUACAGCAGCCAGCUCAUCAGAAGGUGCCUAGGGGGGGAGCUCAUGAAUCUCUGCUACUUGGACAACACCCCCACUUACCAAGGUGCGACCACCAUGAUGUCACUCACCCUUGGAUAACUUUCAGUGGCCGCCCCAGCUCUAUUAGCAGUAGCAGCAGCACAUCUUCAGAUCAAAGGUUAUUGGACCAUGCAGCACCCCCUCCUGUGGCUGAUAAUUCCUCCUCUUCCUCCACCAGGAUUCUAAGCAUGCAGCCCCAACCUCUGAGCUCUAAGCCCAUGGAUCUUAAAACCACUGUGACACAGGUAACUAAAAAGGGACACCAGCUGUGCUGUGAGGAAUGUGGGAAAUGCAAGUGCACUGAAUGCACCCUACCAAGGACCUUACCUAGCUGCUGGGUGUGUAACCAGGAGUAUGUUUGCUCAGCCCAGAGUUUGGUUGACUAUGCCACAUGUAUGUGUCUUGUGAAAGGAAUAUUUUAUCACUGCACUAAAGACGAUGACGAUGAAGGGUCUUGUGCAGACCGGCCUUGCUCUUGCUCCCAUUCAAACUGUUGUGCACGUUGGUCAUUCAUGGGUGCAUUGUCUUUGGUAUUACCUUGUUUAAUGUGCUAUGUGCCAGCGGUUGGCUGCAUGAAAUUGUCCCAAAAAUGUUAUGACAGUGCCAAUCGACCAGGGUGCCGCUGUAAAGGAACAGAGGGCAAACCAGGCUCCCAAGGGAAGCCAUCCUGAUCGAAUGUGAUCCUCCGUUUAGAGGAAUUCUUAA
Messenger RNA from Polypterus senegalus (gray bichir), 1206 nucleotides. RefSeq names its product sprouty homolog 4 (Drosophila) (gene spry4). The transcript is spliced from 2 exons. Lineage: Eukaryota; Metazoa; Chordata; Cladistia; Polypteriformes; Polypteridae. Gene Ontology annotation, biological process: animal organ development; multicellular organism development; negative regulation of Ras protein signal transduction. The record is from RefSeq and is a predicted model, not a curated record. The coding region runs from base 228 to 1172 and encodes 314 amino acids. Gene Ontology annotation, cellular component: membrane; cytosol.